CUCUGCUUUAUCCCCAUUUCACCUUCUUCCCCCCCACUGCCGCUCUACUUCCUUCUUCGAAACCGUUUAUGCCUUCUUCACACCACCAUGCAAUCCGUCAGCUACACACAACCCUUUCAUCCCUACGCGUCGCCGACGAACGUCCACUACGACUUGCCUUAUUCGCCCACCAGCACUGACAGCUCGAGCAUGCCAGCGUCAUUUGCCAAUAUCCCCACAAAACUGUCUGACAACACAGCUAAUACCAUUAUUCGACCGUCAUCAGACCGCGAAUGCGUGUUAUUUCCCACUUACGCCAUGCGGAACCCAUACGGUAAUAGAUCAUCAGCAUCAUCAUCUCUCUCUAUUUUUUUCAUGGCCUCUCACGCAUCACUCCUCUCCCCAUGACCCUCGUGUUAUUUUAUAUAUUACUACUAGAUCCUUCUGAAUGGAUAGUCCAAACUAAAGGCUGGGCUUUGUCGCAUAACAUUUCUGUUGCCAAGCAAAAAGUUGCUAUGGGUGUUACGAAGAACUUUGCUGGGAAAGGUUCAGCUGAUCGGCCGUCUUCGGAUCGGUUUGAGCAACGCUUCAAAUACUUUCUGGCGAAAAACAAACGUAACAAACAAUUCGUCAUAGAAGCCAGCGGUGCAAUUUCAGUAGAAGAACGAUUACAUGAUAUGAACAACGACCCCAUCAACGACGACGAAUACUUUGUUUCCGAGAUUGACGACGACAGUGACGACCUUACCGCAGACAUGAAUGCAGCCGCAGCUAUCGAAUCAUUUUUCACGCCAUCAUCAUUCAACAACAGCUGCAACACUCGCCGAAGUUCGGCAGAGUCCAAUGACUCAGGUUUCCAAUCCUCACCUGCUGACGACGAUAACGAAAUAAAGCUCGUUGACGACUUUUACUAUGAGCAAGUUCCGCCUCCGAUGAUUGAUUCCUUAUUGGCUGCUCGUCCGGGUAAUCCUCUCUCCACUGUCUUGGAUGGCGGUCGCAAGUCCUACUCCGCAUCCACCGCUUCGUUCCGCUCUUCCGGUAGCAAUGGUUCCCUGGACGACUUUGACAACAAUCAGUUUACGAUCGGUUCUCUCGAGUCGUCAUCCUCAUCAUCGUCCGAAGAGGACAAUAUCAGCAAAGUUCGCUCAGCCUCUGAAUUAUCACAACUAUCCUCAUCAAAAACAGAAUAUAAGGUUAAUGUUACGACAGAAAGCUCAGGAUUUCUGAAUGGUGAAAUCGUCAUUCCAGACAGUCGAAUACAAUCAUGGGCCAAAGAGCACGAUCAAUGUACUACUCGUACUAUUCGAUUAAAGUCCUCGAGCGAGACAUUCAAGCCAAGCUUUGGGCUUGUCAGCUUAGUAGAGCCCAAGGGCAUAUCCAUCAUUUCCGAUAUUGACGACACCAUCAAGGACACACAAAUUUUGGCGGGUGCUCGAACCGUGCUCUCGAAUACCUUUUUCAAACAAUCACGCGAUGUACCAGGGAUGGCGGAUGCAUACAUGCAUUGGUAUACCCAAGGUGCAUCAUUCCAUUAUGUUUCAAAUAGUCCGUUCCAAUUGAUGCCCAUGCUGGACCGGUUCAUCAAAUCGUGCGACUUCCCACCUGGAAGUAUGCAUCUCCGUGUGGACGGCAAGCUGCUCGCUCGUCUAGUGGAAGUCCCUGGCCGUGCAAAGCGCGAUGCCAUCCUUCAGAUUAUGAAAGAUUUUCCCCAACGACAGUUUGUUCUUAUUGGUGAUUCUGGCGAAAUCGAUUUGGAAAUAUACGCUACCAUUGCCCGCGAACAACCAGAUCGUAUUCUCAAGAUAUUUAUUCGAGAUGUUUCCUCGAAAAAAGUCGAAGGUUCUUUGGCACGUCGCAACACCUUUACGGCCAUGUUCACACCUGGCAACAAGCAAAAGCAGCAGCAGCAGCAAGGACAACGACCCCCCAAUAGCGUCAACAGCAAUGAUGUAACAAGCAGGCGAGCAGCCACUUUGGGCGAUAUGGUGUCUGUUUCCUCAGUUUCUCUGCAGUCGAGAGUUGCUAGAGCCAAGCAAACCUGCAGUGUCGAUAUCGUUGUUUUCCAAGACGCCGAGGUGCUCAAAAACGAUUCCGUAAUUCGCGAUGCACUAUGGAAGUCACUAGACGAGCAGCCUUCUUCCAUGUGAAUGUAUGACGAGGCGAAGCGCACCAACCUAUUACUAUUUUCUAUCUCUACUUGGUUUCCACUACUAUUCUUAUCCUUACUAUGUACUUACUACCACCAUCAUUAUUGCAUAUUACCAAUGACAUACCAAUCUUUUUUUUUGCAUCAUCUUGUACAAACUUUUUUUAAUACCCCACAUCCCACAUAUCCUCAUGCUCAAACGAACUGUCCUUUCCAUCCGCAAAAGAGCUUCUAUCGUUCAUCUACCUACUAUCAAUUUAUUGCAUGUAAUAUUCCUUACACUCGUUUGCAGCAACUCUCUUGAUUUUUUGUAAAUGCAAUCUUCUUAAAUCGACAUAGAAUGUGCCAACUACUAGUCCAAACUCUGUAAAUAAUAAAAUAAAUAUAACCAAAUAU
Zychaea mexicana is the source of this 2521-nucleotide messenger RNA. RefSeq lists its product as uncharacterized. The coding region runs from base 384 to 2126 and encodes 580 amino acids. Gene Ontology annotation, molecular function: phosphatidate phosphatase activity. Lineage: Eukaryota; Fungi; Mucoromycota; Mucoromycetes; Mucorales; Lichtheimiaceae. The record is from RefSeq and is a predicted model, not a curated record. Gene Ontology annotation, cellular component: actin cortical patch. The transcript is spliced from 3 exons.